Lobosporangium transversale is the source of this 4387-nucleotide messenger RNA. RefSeq lists its product as hypothetical. The coding region runs from base 239 to 4306 and encodes 1355 amino acids. Lineage: Eukaryota; Fungi; Mortierellomycota; Mortierellomycetes; Mortierellales; Mortierellaceae. Gene Ontology annotation, molecular function: protein binding. The transcript has 2 exons. The record is from RefSeq and is a predicted model, not a curated record.
CCAGCACUUUUCAGGCUUCACUAUCAUCAUUCUUUUGCCUCUUUCUACCCUUCCCUUCGCCCUUUUGUACGUUAGCUUGACGUAGAAGCCUCACGCUCAAAACAACCAUCUCAAUUGCAGCUGAUUUUACAUUCAUUGCCUACAUUUUUUCUUUGUCGUAGUUGAUCAGACGAUUUUCAUUUAGCAAGGGGCGCACAAACUGUAAUAGACGUGUGCCGAACGUAGAUCUGGACUUAGGAUGCACAAGGCGACAAGGCAGAUCUGGGCCACGUCGUCCUCGUCUUCCUCGUCUUCCUCGUGCCUUUUUUGCGACUUCCAGCAAUUGAUAGCACUCCCUCCUUCCGCCAGGGCAAGGUCGACAAUAACCAUCAACCCAAAUACCCAUAUUGGAGCCAGACCCUUUACAGGAACGCGGGUACAAUCUCAGUUGGUGCUAGAGCAGCAGCAAAGGCUUGAAACAUGUCUCCGGAUCUUUGGCAUCGAUACAUACCCUCAAUUCCUUCAGUAUCAGCAACGCCAAUUAAAGGCAGUACCCUUUCAUCGUUUGCUUCGUUUAAGAAGACAGAAUAUCUCUACAUAUUCCACCGGGGACAAUGUCAACUUCCAUUGCAACACCAUUGUUUAUAACAAGGGACCAUCACGGACGCGACCCGAAGCUCUCCACCACCAGCCCCACCCGCAGCUCAGUAGUCUAGUACGCCCCAUGCUUGUUUUUCCUGCGCCUUCUGGGGCUAGGCUUACCGUAUCUGUAAGUUCACGCUUUCUUUCAUCUUCAACUACAGCCUCAAUGACAUCCAAUGUAGAAGCGGAGCUUUCGGCGUUACCCUUUACAGCAUCUACAUCUGCAACACCUGCAACAUCUGCUUCUGCAUUCCCAGCAAACUCGUCGUCGCCAUUGGGAGCGUCAACGCCCAUUUUGGACCUCUCGACCGCAUUAAAGGAAUCAUCCACGACCGACUUUCAAACUUUAUUCCCAAGUAUUCCCGAAUCCUUUGCAGAGCCCUCUUUGCUGAACCUAUCCACGAUUAAACAGUCUGAGGCCCCCUGGAGGAAUAGUUUGAUGGCGCCAGGAUCAGAAUUAGAGGAGUCUCUGCGGAAGUCCCUUUACCAGCGUGAUCCGAUUAGUAUUUGGUGGCCAUUAUAUGAACAGACUGCUAAGCAAUGGCGCAUGGAAUUAACAACACCUGAUCGGAAUCUUGGCAAUACAGCCUUAGGACGAGAGGACUUUAUUAGACUUAUUGGAGCCCUCAAAUUAUCACCAUUUUCAUCGGGAUCAUGUGAGUCAGUUUCAAGUGGAUUGAUGAAAUUGGAGCUUAUUUUUGAGGAUUUCCACCAUGCGAUCAAAACGCCAAAGUCAAACCAUAAGGUUUAUAGCUUGUUCCUGGAUACACUAAAUUGCUGGAAGAUGAGGGAACAAAUACCUACAUGGAUCGAGCGGAUCAAAUCGAAGAUCAUCAUAUCAAAUUCGUCUUCGCCCUCAAUCCGAGAAGGUCCUCAGGAGCAAUAUCACGAUCUGAUGAGGGUUCUAGCAGAUGCGAGUCAGAUCGAUGCAUUGCUUACAUGUUUGCAGGAACUCAAAACUAACCGAUCAGGCCUUUUACGGCCUACCGUCAAGGCAUAUGAUACGGCAAUAGAGGCUUAUAUGAAGUGUAAGGACAUCGCUUCAGCUAUGAAGCUCGUCCGAGAGAUGCAAGACUAUGGCUAUUACCCACAAUUGACGACGUACAACAUUCUAAUCCGUGGCCAUCUGGUGAACAAGGACGGCCGAGCAGCUCAACGAGUGUUGGAAAGCCUUUUGCUUACGGAUAUUCGACCCAACAUUUAUACAUUCAACCUACUCAUGUCCGGAUAUCUCAAUUUGGGCGAGAUUGAGCUUGUCAACGGAUUUUACAAAGGCCUCGGCGAGUAUGGCCUGGUGCCUAAUUCCAAAACGUAUCGCAUCCUCAUGAAGAGCUAUUUACGUCAGGGGCAACUUGACCAGGUUAUAGGUUUAUUUCACAAGCUCAAAGAAAGUCCACAGGAGAAUUUACAUCCAAGAUCAGAGGAUUACCGAGUGCUAAUUCUUGCGUUGGCGAGCCAUGGCAGGAUGCCUGAUGCACUCAGGGUCUUGCGGGAGUUGACAGAGACCACUAAAGCGCAUGUGACCGCCCCUAUCUAUAAUGUAUUUUUGAACCAAUACGCGCGACAGGGCCAGGUAGAGAAGGCACGCAGGGUUUUGAAUAGAAUCAUCGCAGAGAAGCUUCCGUUGGUUGAUGGGAGUAUUAAUCCGCUUCUUCGAGCCUAUCUAGCGCAGAAAGACUUUGAAAAAGUAGAGGAGAUGAUACAACUCAUGAACAGCCACGGAAUUCGCUCUUCGAAGACAACCUUCAACAUUAUGCUUGACUAUGCCAAGAACUCUAGAAACCUUCGAGGGGCAAUGGAUUUAUAUAAACGGAUGAUGGAUGAGAGCGUAGAGCCAGAUGUGUGGACAUACAAUACUAUAUUGAAUCUCCUCGUGGACAAGCUGUCUCCACUCGAACGCAAUAUCAUGCGUAAGGACGAUUCUAAUGCGGUGACAGAUGAGCAAAUCAAGGAGUUUGUGCCAAAGAUUGAUAACUUGCUACAGGAAAUGAAAUCCAGAGGUAUUAAGCCCGAUGUGGUAACCUAUGGUACAUUGAUUCGCCAGUAUGUGGUCCUGCGGGACAUUGAGCAAGCCGAAAUGCUGUUUCAUGAGAUGGUCAAGUCUGGGAUAUCACCCAAUAGCAAUGCUUUCAACAUGUUGAUGAACGGUUUCACUAUAAUUGACGAGAUGGAUAAGGCUGUGGAGCUGUUUCGGAGGAUGCCAAAGUAUGGAGUCAAGGCGGACGUGGUGACAUUUACUACGUUAAUCAAAGGCUACGCCAAUUUGAAACAGAUUACGCUAGCACAAGAUUUCGCAAACUCGCUGCAACAACAACGACCAGUGAUCCUGAUGGACAAGUACUGUCUUCACACAUUGAUGCAACUAGCACAAAAGUCGAACCAACCCGGGAUGGCGCUCGAUUUUUUUGAAAUGAUGCGCAGCCGUGGAAUGAAGCCUGAUAAGGUCACCUUUACAAUCUUGGUCAACUCAUUGAGCAAGGAGUUUGCAAAUACCUAUACAGGCUCUUCUAACAAAUCCAAGCCAGGAAGUCACGAUCGUAGCAAAAGGAUAGGGGAUCGUUACGAAGCAAAAUCCAAGGGCUCACAGGCUGAGUCCGCAUCGCAUGCGAUCGAAUCAAUUUUGGAAGUCAUCCAAAAGGAUUCCUACCCUCUUAGCCACGCUGAGAUUACCACUAUGAUAUCGGGAUAUUUUCGUUUGGGACGGCCACUGGCAGCGAUCGAGUUCUUCAAGGCUAGCUUCUGGGGUAACAAUCCUAAGCUGAAUGCGACCAACUGUGGAGCUUUUAUUCAUGGGUUAUUGUCACCUGAACAUGAAGGCCGCUUUGAUGGGAUAGCGCUGAAUCUAUAUUCACGCAUGCUUUCAGUAACUAGAGAGAAACUUAAGGCGGAUGAAAGAGAAGAGAUUCAGUGGCGUGAAGAAACAGCAGAUAGCCGUGAAGGCCCUACCUCUACAGAUCGUCUAUCUUGGGCGCCCCCAAACAUGUACCCAUCACUAUCGCGACAAUUUCCCUUUAAACCCAAGGCUGGAUAUUCAUACGACCUACCAAUGCUAGAUCUUGUCAUCAUUAAUAUUUUGUUUCAGUCAUUCUCAGAGCGAAAGAAUUGGAACAUUGUGCUCCAGCUUUGGAAGGAUCUUGAAUCUGUGGGAGCUGAAAACCUGUAUCCAUACGAGUUACCGCGUGAACUGCUAGGAUGGGCUGCCCAGGCGUACUAUAAUCUCAAUAAGUCAAAGAAGGCGUCUUCACAGGGAUGUUUCGGCUCCCUAACGAAAUCCAAGGCUUCCGAGAAUAGCCACGAGUCCAUUGAGGGCGAGGACGCUGUUUCAUAUGAAGAUAAUUGUAAAAGAAUGCUGAAACGGUUGUGGAAUGAACACCAAAAGAUGGGUAUAACGUGGAGUAUCAAGAUUUAUGGCUAUAAUAUUUUUGAAUCCGUCCCGUCACCUUCAUCUGGGUCGUCGUCCUCUCCGCCAUCGUCGCGUCCACAAUCGACAAUGGCCUCAAAAUCUGCUGCAGCAUUGGCUCCCUUGUCGUCAUUAUCUUCGCCGCAGACGUCAGCCUCAGCAUGGACCCAUCUGCACUCUACAUCACUACUAACAUCAUACAUGUCGGUCGAUACGAUGCAGCAGAGCUAUCACCAGGAGCGAGUAGAAGUAGGAAAUAAGGGUGGAGGUGCGAAGGAUCAAUGAGGAUGAUAUUUACUUUGUGCUAAAGUACUCAGAAACUUGUAAUAUAUAUAUCUCAACCAUUAAAAAGUAUUAAGAUAAAAG